Molecule: messenger RNA, 1161 nt
Organism: Mesorhabditis belari
Lineage: Eukaryota; Metazoa; Nematoda; Chromadorea; Rhabditida; Rhabditidae
Source: the annotation of a GenBank genome assembly
AUGACGUCCUGCUAUCUUGGAACCGGCUCGGGAGGACCCAAUCAAAACCCUGGAAACACGUCCGCCUACUUCACCCCUGGAGCAACACCUGGAGGAGUCGCAAAGCCUACUGGAACUGGAGGAGCGCUCCCUGCUGGUGGUACCGGAGCGCAGUCAGCCUAUUUUGGAGUCGGAGCGCAGCCAGCUGCUGAAAAUCAAUCGGCCUACUACGCCGUCGGAGCCUACAACAACCCGGCCGCAACUGGUGGAGCCCCUCAAGCCGCCCCUAUGCCUGCAGCACCAGCACCAACCAGUGGAGGAGCUUCGACGAUGACUGCUGUGGGAGGAGUGCCACCACCCAAGGACGAACAAUCGAUGAUGAGGGGAUUGCCAAUGACUAGUGGAGGCCGUUCGACGAUGACAGCUGUGGGAGGAGUGCCACCACCCAGUGGCGGACAACCGAUGAUGACUGCGGUGGGAGGAUUGCCGAUGACUAGUGGAGGCCGCUCGAUGAUGACUGCUAUUGGUGGAGUUACCCCAGUUGACGGAGUUGGACGCUCGACGAUGACAGCUGUUGGUGCCGCUCCUGGAGUUGGACGCUCGACGAUGACAGCUGUUGGUGCCGCUCCUGGAGUUGGACGCUCAACGAUGACGGCAGUUGGAGGAGCACCGGUGACCGGCCAAUCAACGAUGACUGCUGUGGGAGCCCCUUUUGGAGGAGUACAGCCGACGAUGACAGCCUUGAGAGGAGCACCGAUGGCCCCCCAAUCAACAAUGACCGCUGUUGGAGGACCCGUUGCUGAUGGUAGGCAAUCGACGAUGACCGCUGUUGGAGGGCCCACUAGAGUCCCCGGAGGACAAUCGACCAUGACAGCUGUUGGACACCCAGGCGGUGGAGUAGGAGCACCCGGUGGAGCUCCCAAGAUGGUUGAAGCCCCCGUUCCUGCAACGGGCCCUGGUGGAGGAGCAGCUACGUCGGCCUAUUUCGCUGCGCCUGGUCAAGCAACGGGAGGUGGCGCACAAUCUGCAUACUUCGGACUCGGUGGAGAAGGCACCCCAGCCAAGACUGGUGGUGGCGGCGGUGGAAAUCCCAUUGGUGGACAAUCCACAUCCUACUUCACGGUUGGUGGAUCGGGUGGAGCAGACGCUGGCACGACUUCGGGAUACUUCUCUCCUUACAAA